AUGUGUGACUUAAACCUUCAUUUCUGCCUACAACUUGCCGGGUUCGAGGACCGAGAGACCUUCAUUUUCUUCCUGCUGAAGUCUUCCUGCGACGGACCGCGUAUCGAAACAGAGCAUGAGGAUGCGACCGAGGAAAAUGGCUGCCGCACAUUUCAGGCCAGCUGGCACUCCAAUCAGCUGGAAUUCGAUCAGACCGAGAUCAAACAGAUAAAGACAGAAGAGUUCCAGCUAUGA
Molecule: messenger RNA, 234 nt
Organism: Protopolystoma xenopodis
Lineage: Eukaryota; Metazoa; Platyhelminthes; Monogenea; Polystomatidea; Polystomatidae
Source: the annotation of a GenBank genome assembly